AUGGCGCCUAUUCCCUCUCGCCCAGUCGUCCUCGUCACCGGUGCAUCCCGCGGCUUAGGCCUAGCAGUAACCAAGAUUCUCCUACAAGAAUUCCACGCCAGAGUCGUCACUAUCUUCCGAACAGUUACGCCCGAGCUUCAGGCGUUGAAGGACCACUAUGGAGGAGACAUCCAGUUGGUACAGGGGGAUAUCGCUGCGCCUCGCUCCCUCCCCCACCGCGCUAGUCUCAACGCCGGCAUCGCCGACCUCACCCGUAUAGAGAACACCAAUCGUGCGCACUGGCUGCAGACAUUCGACACCAACCUUUUCUCCGUUAUCAAUACGCUCGUACCUGCUAUCCCCGCGCUGAGAGCGAAUGAGGGGAGGGUGGUGCUUGUGAGUAGUGGUGCUGCGACGGGGAAUACGGCCGGGUGGGGGAGUUAUAACGCUAGCAAGGCAGCGUUGAACUCUCUUUGUCGGUGCGUUUUCCUUCACUUCCUCACCCUCUCAUAUUUCACCCUCGAACCCCUUACCAUUACUAUUUCCAAAACACAACUAACAAAGAGCAGGACAUUCGCCAACGAAGAACCCCUCAUAACCACCAUCUCCCUCCGCCCAGGGCUCGUAAACACCCCAAUGCAAGCCCAGAUCCGCACUCCCUCCGUCCAAGCCCAAAUGCACCCUUCAGAGCACGCGCGCUUCAUACAGGCUUACGAAAAGGGCCAGCUGGGUGAGUCAGAGGAGAGGGGGUACGUCGUGGCUGCUUUGGCUGUGAGGGGGUCGAAGGAGCUGAGUGGGGGGUUUUGGAGCUGGGAUGCGGAGGAGAUGGGGCCUUAUAGGCAGCUGGCGCCUUGA
Dacryopinax primogenitus is the source of this 834-nucleotide messenger RNA. Its product is annotated as NADP-binding protein. Gene Ontology annotation, molecular function: oxidoreductase activity, acting on NAD(P)H, oxygen as acceptor. The record is from RefSeq and is a predicted model, not a curated record. The coding region runs from base 1 to 834 and encodes 277 amino acids. Lineage: Eukaryota; Fungi; Basidiomycota; Dacrymycetes; Dacrymycetales; Dacrymycetaceae. Gene Ontology annotation, cellular component: intracellular anatomical structure. The transcript is spliced from 2 exons.